Raphanus sativus (radish) is the source of this 896-nucleotide messenger RNA. RefSeq lists its product as uncharacterized. The transcript has a single exon. NCBI's taxonomy places the organism in Eukaryota, Viridiplantae, Streptophyta, Magnoliopsida, Brassicales, Brassicaceae. Bases 32 to 808 code for a protein of 258 amino acids. The record is from RefSeq and is a predicted model, not a curated record.
CAUCAGAAAGUUAAAGACCAAAAAAAAAAAAAUGGGAUGCUGCUUGAGCGCCGGGAAAGUCACAGCUCCACCUGUCGCCGCCGUCGCCGCAAAGACUCCUCCACCCAUUGAAGAAGAAACCGUGAAAGAAGUCGUGGUCCAGUCGGUCUCUGUCUCCGUCCCGGUCCCCGUCUCUGAACCUGACCCCAUUCCCGUCGCCGACAUCGUUCCCACCGCACCGGAACCUCGCAACCCUCCUCCUUCACUUCCAACUCCGGAGAUCUCUCACAACAACAAGUCCGACACAUGUAGCGUCUCUCACAGUUUCUCCACCGCCACGACUGCCACCGCUGCUUCCAUCCUCGAAGACGACGCUGUCAGCAAACCCCACCGACAUCCUCCUCCUUCCACCUCUCGCCGCAACAUGUCUGAGAGAAUCUCCAGAUCUCCGGGAGGACGCCACUCGCCUCAGGGGAAGCUCCGUCCCAGGAUGGUCCGAGAGAGACAACAACAUCAACCCCUUCCACAAAACCCUACCCACAGCCGGCGAAAGGCGGAUUCGGGUCCUCUCCCGAGAACCGGGUUGCAAGAAGGUCCGAGGCGUCGCUCUCGUUCUCCGGCGACUCGUGCCCCGAGUUCCUCGAGGAGAAGCCCCAUGAAGAAGCGAGAACCGGCGCCGGCGAAGGACGGAGCAGAGGAGGCGAAGGUGACUGUGAAUGAGAAGAAGGAAGAGGAGAAAGUAGCUGUUGAGGUGACGAAGAAGGAAGAAGAUGAGAAAGUAGCUGUGAAGGACCCUGAAGUGUCUAUGGAAUGUUUCAUCUUCCUCUGAUAAUUGUUUCCUCUUUUUGUGAUUUGUAAAUUGCAGAAAUGUAACGACCUAACCAAAUCUUUGAGGAUCUUCAUUUUGUCUUUGUUUA